CCUCGGGAGAGCAGUGCUGCUCACUUAACUUCCUCUACAUCUUGCUUCUGCUGUAUCCUUUGCUCACCACAUCCCAACGCAUCUUCGCUCCAUCCUUACGCGUCGUCGCCACCGUCGACCUCGCCCCCAAACUUCUCCCUUUCCUCUAGAUACCCCACACACUCGCCGCAUGGCUCUCUAAACCAUGCCCAUGAUCCAAGGAGACUCCACUGCCCAGUGGGCCGCGGCGGGCGCGUACACGCCCCCGUUCAAGUUCGGUGCUGCCCCAACACAGCGCCCCAUGGUCACGGGGACGGGCGUAUCCACUGGUGCAGUUCCAACGGCGACAGGUGACCCCAACCCUAUCAUCCCAGUCAACGUUCCAACGCAGCAGUAUGCACUGUAUUACCUCAUGACACACAUGACGAGUUGGCCCUCAUACAGGUACCAGUACCUGUUUUGGUUUGCGAUCGCCGCCAUGGCGAUCGUGUACGCGGUCGCACAUCACCUCAGGUUGUCUGGCGGAUCACUAGGAGCCGCCUACAGCAAGUGGGGCAUGCGCCGUAUCUCCAUCGGCCGCUCGUACGCGCUGCCCAGCACGAGCACGUUGCUCGUGGGUGCGAUUGUUGUCGCCAUCUCCCUCGUCCUCUCGAUUGUCGGAAACGACUACAUUGCCCCAGCGGCCGGCACGUUCCAGUUCGCCAAACGCGCAUACGGUGCCACCCACACGCUCUCGAAGCGUGUCUGGGUCGGCGGUCCUAUGGACAGCACCCUUCUGGUUCAGUACAACAUCUCCAAGUCGGGCUGGACGCUCGGCAACCGCUUCGGCUUCAUGGCCUUUGCCAUCCUGCCCCUCGUCGUCCUGCUCGCCGCCAAGGCACCACCAGUCGCCAUCUUCUCCUGGAAGUGGUUCACUCACCUUUACUCGGACAAGCUCAUUAGCUUCCACCGCGCCGCCGGCUGGCUGGUUUGGGGCCUGACCACCGCGCACGUCGUGUUCUGGACCAUCCAGUUGUUCAAGGACAAGGACACGCACACCCAACGCGCGAUGUGGUUCACCGCCUUCCAGAUCUACCGUUUCACUGCUGGCUGCGUGGCGUACGGCCUCAUGACCCUCAUGGUGGUGCUCAGCCAGCGCCCCAUCCGCAAGGCAGGCUACGAGUUCUUCUACCAUGCCCAUGUGACGCUCACCGUCCUGACGCUCGUCAUGUGCUGCGUCCACCACCCGGCCAUCUGGUGGUGGAUCGCAAUUGCGCUGCUCAUCUUCAUCGCCGACCGCACUUUCCGUGCGAUCCGCUACGCCCGUAUCAACCGUGGCGCCGUCAAGGCUGACGCCGUGGGGAGUGGCAUGUACUCCGGCCUCGAUCAGCAUGACGUGGUUCUCGAGAAUGUCCACGACAAGAUGCUGCCGCCCACGCCUCGGAGGUACGACUCUCCUACUGGCUACAGCACUCCGCACCCCGACGAGCAGCCGUACGGCGUCGUCGAGGGAUAUGGUGGGACGCCUGAGAUCCUGCCCACGGGCACAUUCGAAAGCCAGAGCUACGACCAGCCAGUCGCCCGGCCUCCUCAGCGGAGUGCGUCUCUCCAACCACCAGGUCUCGGCUCUCGCUCGACGUCGGCGCAGUCCGUCACUACCACCCGCACUACUCGCAGCCUCCCUCCAGUCAUCCCUCCAGGCUACGCGCAGGCACAGCUCCUCCCCUCGCGUACUGUUCGUCUGACCAUCCGCACUCCCCACCCCCUCAAGUGGGCCCCCGGCCAGAGCCUCCUCCUCACUCUUCCCGAGCUGUCCAAGCUCCAGGCCCACCCCUUCACCAUCAGCAACAACAACCCCAGCGAGAUCGUCGUCCUUGUCAAGGCCCGCAAGGGCCUCACGCGCAAACUGUACAACCUGGUCCGCGAGCGCUCGGAAGCGAGUAUGCGUGCCUCCGACAAGCAGGUUGGCAACCGGGUCGCUCCCAUCUAUCUGCGCGCGCUCGUCGACGGGCCCAUGGGCUCUGCCGGCCGUGUGCGCUGGGGCGACUUCGCGACCGUUCUCCUCGUGUGUGGCGGUACUGGUGUGACCUUUGGCCUGGCCAUCUUGGAGCAUGUUUGCAAGAUGGUUCAGCGCGGCGACUUCAAGUCCAAAAUCCGCCGUGUUCGCUUCCUCUGGGUUGCGCGCGAGUACGCUGAGAUUGCGUGGGCGGCGUCGGCGCUCUGCCGCGCUCGCCAGAUGGUCCCGUCCUCCGCACAGCUCCAGAUCGACAUCUACGUCACCAACGCCACGCCGCAAGGAUACUCGAGCACCACGUACCAUGCGGGCGCAUAUGGCGACUCGGAGUUCGUGCCUCCUCGCCCGAGCUACGCGCAGGGAGACGUGAAGCGAACCGACUCGGUGGACAGCAUGGGCAGCAUGAUGAGCGGCGACCCGCGCGAGAGCAUGUCGACCAACCGCGGCAACUUCGACUACACCGACGAGGAGAUGGCCUAUGCUGGAGGCAACAUCAUGGACUACACCAACUAUGAGGACGAGGACGACGUAAACGACCCGGCGGAGAGCGAGCUCUCGCGCCAGAUCCAGAAGCAGGGCCAGCUGCGGCGCGCCAAGACGCGCAAGGCCGAGGCGCGCCACCAGCCCUCAAACAGCGGGCACUUUGCCGGCUCGUCCGUGUACCCGCCAUCGCCGGGCCAGCGGCACUCGCGGCACAACUCGAGCUCGUCGUCAGCCGGCCUCCCGCCCGGCGCCGCGUCGUACGGCGACCUGGGCGAGCGGGGCGGCCUGCUCGCCGAGCCUGUCGUCGACCCCAAGCGCCGCUCCUUCUCCGCCGGCGCAUACGAGCACCGCAGCGACAACCUGCUGUAUCCCGAUCCCAACGCCAACCCGAAGCGCGUCUCGGGCCGCUCCGUCUCCUCGAGCCUGUACGAGACGCACCAGGGCCUCCUGACCGCCGAGGCGCGCGACCCGCGUCGGCACUCGUACCGCUCUGUCUCGUCGUCCAUGUACGACCGGUACGACCCGUACAACUCUGACCGGAUCAGUCCGUCGCCGUCGGGGCUGUUCGACCGCGACGAGGUGUCGGUGCUCUCGCGCACGCAGAGCAUGGUGUUCCUCGAGGAGGCGGCGGAUGAGCCGCUCAUGGGCGGCGACGGGCUGCGCGGCUCGGUCGGCCUGUGGAUCGACGAGGCCGACUACGCCGCCACGAGCAUUCUGAGCGAGAGCGCGCGGGCCGGCCGCCCCAAGCUCAGCCAGAUGAUCGACGACGAGUUGGGCCUCGCCGAGGGCUCCAUCAUCGUCGGCACGUGUGGGCCCGUCAAGCUCAACGUCGUCGUGCGCAACCUCGUCUCGCGCAACAUUAGGCCUGGCCGCAUUCUCAAGGGCGAUAAGAGCGGGCACGUCGCCGUGUUCUCAGAGGACUUUGAGAUGUAACUCGUUAUUGUAGGAGAAUCAAAAGCUAGCGGUGUACAUGUAGAGGGUAGAAUCACGCAUGGAUAUUAUGAUCUGCGUUGGGUGC
Cutaneotrichosporon oleaginosum is the source of this 3473-nucleotide messenger RNA. RefSeq lists its product as uncharacterized. Gene Ontology annotation, cellular component: plasma membrane. Gene Ontology annotation, molecular function: ferric-chelate reductase activity. Gene Ontology annotation, biological process: iron ion transport; intracellular iron ion homeostasis; copper ion import. The record is from RefSeq and is a predicted model, not a curated record. NCBI's taxonomy places the organism in Eukaryota, Fungi, Basidiomycota, Tremellomycetes, Trichosporonales, Trichosporonaceae.